GCUGCCAGCCGCCGUGGUUGUGGACGCCGAGGGCCUCUGCGACAAUUUCCAGACGACCGCGUGCACCUUCGGGGGCAAGGAAAGGAGGACCGACGUGGAAGCGAUGACCAUGAAGGAAGGGACGACGGCCGCCAACAACUGGAUACUCUGGGUGCAUGGCGACGCCCAGCUGGCGAACUCACUGACCAAGGGCCACGAGCCAGGCCAGCUGAGGAUGUACUACAGCAGUGGCCACAGGUGGAAGCUGGUCUACGACGCCAAGUUCCAGAGUGCCAGGCAGCGGAAG
This is a messenger RNA of Prorocentrum cordatum, 286 nucleotides long. NCBI's taxonomy places the organism in Eukaryota, Dinophyceae, Prorocentrales, Prorocentraceae. The record is from the annotation of a GenBank genome assembly.